Molecule: messenger RNA, 1662 nt
Organism: Gastrolobium bilobum
Lineage: Eukaryota; Viridiplantae; Streptophyta; Magnoliopsida; Fabales; Fabaceae
Product: E3 ubiquitin-protein ligase APD2-like
Exons: 8
Coding region: 104-1330 (408 amino acids)
Source: RefSeq, a predicted model, not a curated record
AGAAGAACCUACCAGUCUUCUCUUCUUCCUCUUCUUUCAAUCUAUUUUCGUCUCUCCGACACACUCACUGAAACUGUGUUUUCUGAGUGACAACAAAGAAGACAUGCGGAGGACACUAUGGUUGCCCAAUCCUACACCAUAUCAGCCUUUGAUGCAUCCAACUCAUAGCCGCUCUCAGCGAUUGCAAGACACAUUGGCGUGCAUUCUGGCCCCUAUGACCCUUUAUAUUUGUGUUUCAGCCAGUCUCCUGUAUGGGUUUUACGGGGAUACUCGCCUUGUGCUUGGUCCAAGCUCAUCCCGUUUGAUGAAGGCGAGUUCAGUUUUUGUGGAGCAGGUUGAAGUAACAAAUGAGUAUAAUAAUGGUGUUCUGCUCUAUGCUUUCAAUAAGAAGCCUGAGUUAAGCUCCCAAACAAAUUGGAGUGCAUCAAAAUUCCUAGUUGUUGGAGCAUACAGUCGGAAGGGAAUUUCUUUGUGGUUAAAUAAAGGCUCCACCAUUCGAAUGAGGUGGGAAGCACCAGCCAGUAGUAUAAAUCAACUUGAAGGGAUAGUGAUUAAAGGAGAAAGGAAGUUUGAAAAACUAAAGCCUAAAGAAACGUUCUUCCUUGAUGCAGUUGCUGGUCGUGAGUCUGUAGAUGGUAAAGAAGCUGAAUACAUUGUUGAGGAAGAUGAUGGGUACCACAUUGGGGUUCUAAACAUGAAUGCCAGGAGCAUAAUAUUGACCAUGAAUGUUAAUGUUUCGGCAAAGGUAUAUGAUACCACCAAAGCCAAAAAGAUGUGCUCUGCUGCGAAUGGAUCGUGCAGACUUAGUCUUCUCUUCCCGAACACCUAUUAUGUAAUUCUAACGGCACCAAAAAUUGGAGAUGAUGACGAAUGGUAUGUUGAAGUUUCUUUUAUAGCUCGUGUAAUAGCCUACGUAGCUGUUUUAGGACUUUUUAUGAUUGUUAUUUUCCUGAUACUGAGAUGCCUUGGAGUGCGUGAUGUUGAUGAUCACAAUACUAAUGUGGAGACAUACGAAACAAGUAAUGUAGUUGCAGCACAAGAGAUAACUGAAAAUGAGGCCAUGACGCAUUUGAAGCCGAAUCCAAUGACAUAUGGAACAAACGAAAAUCGUGAUGAAGAAUCGGAUGUGUCCAGUAGCUCUUCAGAUGAGUUAUAUGAUGAAAAAUUAUGUAUCAUUUGUUAUGAUGAACAACGCAACUGCUUCUUUGUUCCUUGUGGCCAUUGUGCCACUUGCUAUGACUGUGCACAGAGGAUCGUUGAUGGGGAGAGCAAAGUGUGUCCCGUAUGCCGAAGGCUUAUUCACAAAGUAAGAAGAUUAUUCCAUAGUUAGGCUUGCCAAUAUGCAGUGAUAUUGAUGUGGAAGAUCAUGUGUAUGGUGGAGGAAAUUUGAGAUGAAAUUAGAAAUUGGAAGUAGGUUGCUUGAAGAGUGUGAGUGUGUGCUAUUCUAUCCGUAGCUCAAAUGUAUUCCCAAGGCUUUCUAUUUUUCCAUCGAGCUGCAGGGGAAUGAGUUACCAUGAUUUUGACUCUUGAGUUCAUCUUAGCAGCAAUAACUGGCAAUUUUUUUAUUACUUCUUGACUUGAAAGAUUGAUCUUAAAAAAUUGCCAUGUUACUUUGACAGUAUAAUUAGCACAAUGUUUCAGACUGUUUGUUUAUUCUUUGAG